This is a messenger RNA of Apodemus sylvaticus (European woodmouse), 2162 nucleotides long. It is a transcript of the gene Tspan32, whose product is annotated as tetraspanin 32. The coding region runs from base 265 to 1191 and encodes 308 amino acids. The record is from RefSeq and is a predicted model, not a curated record. The transcript is spliced from 10 exons. Gene Ontology annotation, cellular component: membrane. NCBI's taxonomy places the organism in Eukaryota, Metazoa, Chordata, Mammalia, Rodentia, Muridae.
CAGGUAUAGAAACUGCCGCCCUUCCGGCCUGCCCUUCUUCCUUCCCCCAACCCAGCCACUUGCUUACAAGGGUUGUUGCCAGAUGGGAGAACACAGCGAUACCUACUGUGUCCGCUGUGGUCUGAGGUCCCCACCCACUGGGGAACCACAGAAGGGAGGAGGGUAAAGAGGAAGGGAGGAGAGGGGAGGUGAAGGGAGGGGAGAAGAGAGGAGAAGAGAAGAGAAGAGAAGAGAGAAAAGCAGAGAAGAGAGGAGCUGAGCACCAUGGGGCACUGGAAUCGAAUCAAGAUUGCCAAAUGCCAGAUACUGAUCGCCAACUUCUUUGUCUUGCUGCUGGGCCUCUCUGUGGCCACCAUGGCAGUCGUCACCCACUUUGGAGACCACUUUACUGUGAUUGGCCGUGCAUCCUUGGAGAGGAACCCCUAUGAAACACUGAGCUACUGGGUCUUCUAUGUGGGGAUCAGCCUAGCAGGACUCCUGAGCCUAGGAGCUGCGCUGAGUACUAUAGCCACUGUGAGGGAGGCCCAUGGCCUCAUGGCUGCGGGUUUCCUGUGCUUCGCCCUGUCAUUCUGCAUCCUGGUGCAGGUAGCCUUCUGGAGAUUCCACAACCCCACCCAGGUGGAGGAUGCGGUGUUGGACACCUACGACCUUGUGUAUGACCAGGCAAUGAAGAACCCAUCUAGCAGCUGGUGGCAGGAGCUGGCCAUCAUCCAGGACACGUUUCUAUGUUGUGGGAAGAAAUCUCCAUUUGGGCUUCUGGCAAGCAUGGGAGCCAUCAUGUGUCAGGGCCAGGAGGCCAUGAGAGAGGACUGCCUCCAGAGCAUCAGGAACUUUGUGUGGACACACUGCAGUAUUGCUUCCACCCUGACCUGCACCAGCCUGGCCUUCACGGUAUAUGCUAUGACGCUCUGUGCCUUCCUCUGGUUUGCCAUUCACUCCUACUGUGGCUUGGAUCGGAAAGGCAGAUACUCCCUGACCCCACGCUCCUGGCUCCCAAUCCUGCUUUCUAUCUCUGAAGAUUUGCUGGGUUCAAGGAUCUCCUGGGGGUGGCUAUCUCAGCAUAGGGUCCACACAUUCAUCUGUGUUGCAAGUUCUUCAUUCCUGGGAGAAUCUCUUCCUGACUCUUGUUACUAUUUCUUUUAUCACUGCUGUGGAGGGCCAACAGAGCCCAGACUACCUGAACCUGCCUAGAAUGAGCAGCAGCACCCUUCUUCAUCUUAGCACUACUCAGCCAGCACCCUUGUGGGUCUCUUAACCCAGCAUGGAGGAGCCCAAACCCUCCAGGAGCCACCAGGCUUCCAGCUCUGCUGUACAUUCUGCUCUCUGACCAGGAUGUUCCUUUGUUGGUUACUAGGAGCUCCAACACAGGGAAAUAUCUUUGAAGGCAUGAAGCAGAACUCCUAGGAUGACUCAUUAGCUCUCAUUGUAAGAAGUGAUGCCCCCUCAGGCUUCCAACUGGGGGAUUCUGAUUUGGAGAAAAGCAUCUCCACACAUUGGCUACACAUGUGUGCUACAGGACACCAUGUAAUUUUGCAAUGCAAUCUCCCAAUGUGAUCUUAAAUGAUUCCUAAGAAGCUACAUUCAGCAGAGUGCCCCUGAUCACUAGCUGUUUGAAAGACAACUUCAGUGAAUCCCAGGGUAGCCUCCCCAUGCUCUUCUGCCUUUGGAUUUAAGGCUGGUCCCUUAGCAAUUAUAUGGUUUGGAUGCAGUUGAAUUGAAGUUUAAUGUUGUGUCCAAGUUUGAUCUCUGUUGUGAGGAUUAAAAGGAUACAAACUUAAUCUGACUGUGGUGUUUAGAAACAGGGCCUCUGGAAACAGAAAUAAAUGUAUGCAAGUCUACUUGCUUGGUUGCUCUCAGGACCUUGUCCUUCCUGUAACUGUUCUGGACCACCUGCCUAGGAAAUGGUACUGCCCAUAGUGGGCUAGGUCUUCCCACAUAAACCCUUAACAGUCAUACCCACAGGCCAAGAUGAUGUGAUAAUAGGGUAUGAAAGGUAAAGCCCCUUAAGUUUCCUGACUGAUUGACACUCAUCCUGUCUCUUGUCAUGGGAAUGCCCUCUGGUGCUCCAAGACUCUGAAGUAAGGAGGCCAUCACCAGAGGAAAGCCCCUUAACCUUGCCCUUUCAAAAUCAUGAGCAAAAUAAAUUCCCUCAAAAGCAUAGG